GAGAAGAAGAAGAAGCCGGUAGUGACGUGAAAAUGGCGUCCUCCGCUGCCCGGCUGACUACACGCUGGUUAACAGCAUCAGUUUCUUCUGGAUAUCGUAGCGGCCGUUUUCUCAUUAUUUCCGCCGGGAAUGGAGGAGUUUGUCCAGCGACCAUAUCACAGACACACCGGGCAGGGACAGCGGUUAGCCUGAGCUCCUGGACACGAGGAAAUGCCGUGACAUUGAGAGGACUGACAGGGGUGAGAUGUCCCUAUGGGAUUAGCUGCUGCUCUUUCCACUGCAGCAGCAGACUAGUAAACAAGCAGGACUUGUAUGAAGUCCUGGGUAUCUCCCGCACUGCCUCACAGAAGGACAUCAAGAAGGCUUACUACCAGCUGGCAAAGAAGUACCACCCAGACACCAACCCAAAUGACCCAGAGGCCAAAGAGAAGUUUGCAAAGCUAGCUGAAGCAUAUGAGGUGCUGAGUGACGAGGUGAAGAGGAAGCAGUAUGACACGUACGGCGCGUCGGGCUUUGACCCGAACCGUGCUGGUGCUGGCCAGCAGCAGUACUACAGGGCUGGGGGCGCCACUAUAGAUCCCGAGGAGCUCUUCAGGAAGAUCUUUGGAGAGUUUACAGGAAGCAUGGGCUUCGGAAACAUCAACAGCAUGUUUGAAGAAAGGCCUGAAUUUGUGAUGGAGCUUACGUUUUCGGAGGCGGCAAAGGGCGUGAAUAAGGAGCUGAAUGUGAACAUUGACGACACGUGCCAGAGGUGUGACGGGAGGGGCAACGAGCCGGGGACUAAGGUGUCUCACUGUCACUACUGCAAUGGCACAGGGAUGGAGUCGAUCAGCACAGGACCCUUCAUGAUGCGCUCAACGUGCCGGCGCUGUGGUGGGAAAGGAUCCAUCAUAAACACGCCCUGCGCCCUGUGCAGAGGUUCAGGCCAGACUAAGAAGAGGCAGACAGUCACUGUGCCCGUACCUGCCGGAGUGGACAAUGGUCAGACGGUGCGAAUGUCAGUAGGAACUAAAGAAAUCCUCAUUACAUUCAGAGUUCAGAGGAGCCCGGUGUUCAGACGUAAUGGAGUAGACAUCCACUCUGAUGCCUUCAUCUCAAUAGCGCAGGCCAUCCUGGGAGGCACAGCCACCACACAGGGCCUCUAUGAAACCAUCAGUAUUGUGAUUCCUGCCGGCUGCCAGGCUGAUCAGAUCAUCAGGCUGCAGGGGAAAGGCAUUCGGAGGAUAAACAGCUACAGCUACGGAGAUCAUUAUGUUCACAUUAAGAUCAAAGUGCCCAAGAAGUUGACUCGGAGGCAGCGCUCUCUUCUACUGAGUUAUGCAGAGGAAGAGACGGAGGUUCAGGGGACUGUCAGCGGCGUCAGUCCUUCAGGAGGAGGGGGCAGCAGUACUUCAGCCACCAGCACAAAGUCAACCACAUCAGAAGAGGGACAGGACAAGCAGAAGGAGAAAGAGGAGGAGGGAGGCUUCUUUUCCAAACUAAAGAAAAUGUUUAGCUGACACUGAGACUGCAGGUAAAAAAAAAGAAGCAAGCAAAACAAUACGGUAAAGGAAGAUGAAAGAAUCUACACACUGGUCCUCCACGCCGUCUCCUCUUGCUUUAAAAAUCCAGCCAGGAGUAGAAGGAAGAGAGAAGCACAGUGGCAUUUGUGUUGACACAGUCACACAUUGUUGAACUUGGAGAUGGAGAACGAGUCAGGGCCACCCACAUGACGAAAUUUAACCACAAGCACAGACAGGUGCUCGGCGGAGAAUUUCUUGAUGCGCUCACAAAUAAACCAGAAAGUGAUUUUUGCUUAUUUUCUGUUACCUCUCAUCCUCCUUAUUGUCUUUGAAGCUGCUCGAUGAGUAGGGAUGGGUAUUGAUAAGAUUUUCACGAUUCCGAUUCCAUUUUCGAUUCUGUUUAACGAGUCGAUUCUUUAUCGAUUCUCUUAUCAAUUCUUUUUUAACAAAAAGGAGAACACUAAGGUCGAUUAGCUUAGAACUUUGUUUUAUAUCUUCUCUUUGAACAAGAUAGAAAUUUAGGAGUAGCAUGGCCUUACAAACCCAACAGUGAGAUCUUAAGAUAUCCACAGCCUACGGCUCUUCAAUGGGGUGUCACAGGGUCCCCGGGGAAAAAAAUUGUAAAUGUAAAACAAUAAAAUAAAUAUUCUCCUGUAGCAAUAACAAAGUAUAACAUAAAUUAUUCUGUAGCAAUUACACCAGAAUAUCCAGUAAUCUCCCUGCCUACAAUUAAACACAUUCACUUACCGAAAAUCGGGGGCAUCUGCUGUGGCAAAUGGGUGCAAGCCUUUUACCACAAACUUAGUCACUGCUCGGUGACAUUCGUCUAUCCUGGCCUGAAAGGAGACGCUACCGGUAGACUGCAGCGACAACUGCCAGCAUCUGAGCCAGCCAGACUCUGUCUGUCUCUCUCAUCAUGGUCACCUAAAUGCACAGUAAUGGCAGGUUUUGUAAUAAGGCAGAUCGCACUAACAUAAUAUGCACUGUUAGUUGAUUAUUUACCUGCCGCAU
Pelmatolapia mariae (spotted tilapia) is the source of this 2513-nucleotide messenger RNA. RefSeq names its product dnaJ homolog subfamily A member 3, mitochondrial-like. The transcript is spliced from 12 exons. Bases 33 to 1499 code for a protein of 488 amino acids. The record is from RefSeq and is a predicted model, not a curated record. Gene Ontology annotation, biological process: protein folding; negative regulation of apoptotic process; response to heat. Gene Ontology annotation, cellular component: mitochondrion. Gene Ontology annotation, molecular function: ATP binding; protein kinase binding; heat shock protein binding. Lineage: Eukaryota; Metazoa; Chordata; Actinopteri; Cichliformes; Cichlidae.